AUGUUGAUGAAAUGGACUUCCGUUCUUCUGCUGCUACAAGUGAGUUGUUACUUUAGCUUUGGAAGUUGUGGAAAGGUGCUGGUGUGGCCCACAGAAUACAGCCAUUGGAUGAACGUGAAGACAAUCCUUGAUGAACUUGUACAGAGAGGGCAUGAGGUGACUGUAUUGACAUCUUCAGCUUCCAUUCUUAUUGAUCCCAACAAAGAAUCAGCUUUAAAAUUUGAAGUUUAUCCUACAUUUUUAACUAAAGAUGAUUUUGAGGGCUUGUUUACACUAUGGAUCCAUAAAUGGAUUUAUGAUUUUCAAAAAGAUACAUUUUUUACUUAUUUCUCACAAUUACAAGAAACCAUGUUGGAAUUUACUGACUGCAUUUUAAAUCUCUGCAAAGAGGUAGUUUCGAACAAGAAACUUAUGACAAAACUACAAGAUUCAAGAUUUGAUGUCAUUCUUGCAGAUGCCAUUGGUCCCUGUGGUGAGCUGCUGGCUGAGCUGCUUCAAAUACCCUUUGUGUACACUCUGCGCUUCUCUCCUGGAUACACAUUUGAAAAGUAUAGUGGAGGACUUCUGAUCCCUCCUUCCUAUGUACCUAUAGUUUUGUCAGAAUUAAGUGGUGAAAUGACAUUUGUGGAGAGAGUAAAAAAUAUGAUACAUGUGCUUUAUUUUGACUUUUGGUUCCAAGUGUUUAACGCGAAGAAGUGGGAUCAGUUUUACAGUGAAGUACUAGGAAGACCCACUACAUUAUGGGAAACAAUGGAGAAAGCUGAAAUUUGGCUUAUUCGAAGCUAUUGGGAUUUGGAAUUUCCCCGCCCGCUCUUACCAAAUUUUGAUUUUGUUGGAGGACUUCACUGCAAACCUGCCAAACCCCUGCCUAAGGAAAUAGAAGACUUUGUCCAGAGCUCUGGAGAAAAUGGUGUUGUUGUGGUUUCUCUAGGGUCCAUGGUUCCUAACAUAAAGGAAGACAGGGCCAACGUGAUUGCAUCAGCCCUUGCCCAGAUUCCACAAAAGGUUCUAUGGAGAUUUGAAGGUAAGAAACCAGACACCUUAGGACCCAAUACUCGGCUGUACAAGUGGAUCCCUCAGAAUGACCUUCUUGGUCAUCCAAAUACCAAAGCUUUUAUAACUCAUGGUGGAGCCAAUGGCAUUUAUGAAGCAAUCUCCCAUGGGAUCCCUAUGGUGGGCAUUCCUUUGUUUGGGGAACAAGCUGAUAACGUGGCUCACAUGAAGGCCAAGGGGGCAGCUGUUAAAUUGGACUUCAGAAAAAUGUCAACUACAGAUUUGCUCAAUGCAUUGAAGACAGUCAUUAAUGACCCUUCAUAUAAAGAGAAUGUUAUGAAAUUAUCAAGGAUUCAUCAUGAUCAGCCCAUGAGACCUCUAGAUCGAGCGGUCUUCUGGAUUGAGUUUGUCAUGCGUCACAAAGGAGCCAAACACCUGAAGGUUGCAGCCCACAACCUCAACUGGAUCCAGUACCACUCUUUGGAUGUGAUUGGGUUCCUGCUGGCCUGUGUGACAACUGCAAUAUUCCUCAUAACAAAAUGUUGUCUGUUUUUUUACCGGAAAUUUGCUAAAACAGGAAAGAAGAACAAAAGGGAGUAG
Molecule: messenger RNA, 1593 nt
Organism: Cynocephalus volans (Philippine flying lemur)
Lineage: Eukaryota; Metazoa; Chordata; Mammalia; Dermoptera; Cynocephalidae
Product: UDP-glucuronosyltransferase 2B4-like
Exons: 6
Coding region: 1-1593 (530 amino acids)
Biological process (GO): estrogen metabolic process
Molecular function (GO): glucuronosyltransferase activity
Source: RefSeq, a predicted model, not a curated record